Syzygium oleosum is the source of this 1416-nucleotide messenger RNA. RefSeq names its product caffeoylshikimate esterase-like. The record is from RefSeq and is a predicted model, not a curated record. NCBI's taxonomy places the organism in Eukaryota, Viridiplantae, Streptophyta, Magnoliopsida, Myrtales, Myrtaceae. Bases 264 to 1217 code for a protein of 317 amino acids. The transcript is spliced from 8 exons. Gene Ontology annotation, cellular component: membrane. Gene Ontology annotation, molecular function: lipase activity.
UGAAGAGUCUCCCAUGCAAAAGAAGUUUCUCUUUCUGCGGCCUGCGUAGCUUUUCUCUCUCGUUCAGAUCAGGAUCAGGAUAUUGUUUUCUAUCCUGACUUCCUAUUUCCUCUCCCUUUCUGUUACAUCCGUGUCAUUCUCUUUCUGGCCUCUCCUCUCCUCUCCCUCCCUCUCUAGCUCUUCGCCUGAACUCUUUCUUUCCAAGAUCCUCUCCGCACCUCAGGUUGUUGAUUUCUCAGGAGUUUCUGGGGUUGCUCGGCUGCAUGGCGAAUCAAGCCGGAGACAUCAGCUAUGAAGAGGAGUAUGUGCUGAAUUCUAGAGGGUUGAAGCUUUUCACCUGCAGAUGGGUUCCGAGCGGGGAAGCGAAGGCUUUGAUCUUCAUCUGCCACGGUUACGCCAUGGAAUGCAGCAUCACCAUGAACAACACGGCGAUCCGGCUGGCGAAGGCGGGCUUCGCGGUGUACGGGAUCGACUACGAAGGCCACGGGAAGUCGGGCGGGAUGCCGGGGCUGGUCAACAGCUUCGACGACGUGGUCGAAGACUGCUCCAAGCACUUCACCAACAUCUGCGAGAGGAGAGAGAAUAAGGGGAAGAUGAGGUAUCUGCUGGGAGAGUCGAUGGGAGGAGCGAUGGCCCUCCUCUUACCCAGGAAGAAGCCGGACUUCUGGGACGGUGCUAUCUUGGUCGCCCCCAUGUGUAAGAUUGCAGAUGACAUGAGACCUCAUCCCCUGGUGAUCACAGUCCUAACCAAACUGUGCAGAAUCAUCCCAACCUGGAAAAUAAUCCCGACCAUGGACAUAAUCGACCUCGCAUUCAAACAGCCCGAGAUCAGGGAACAGAUAAGAGCAAACCCGUAUUGCUACAAGGGACGGCCACGCUUGAUAACAGGGCAUGAACUAAUGACGGUCAGUAUGGACUUAGAGAAGCGGCUCGACGAGGUUUCGUUGCCGUUCCUAGUCCUGCACGGAGGAGAGGACAGAGUGACGGACAAGGCGGUCAGCCAGCUCCUGUACGAGGUCGCUUCGAGCGAGGACAAGACGUUCAAGUUGUACCCCGGGAUGUGGCACGGCCUGCUCUACGGAGAGCCGUCCAGCAACAUCGACAUCGUGUUCGCCGACAUCAUCGGCUGGCUCAACGAGCGGACUGCUAUCGGAAGCUCGAGGAUAGAGAGAGAGCAGAAAAGUGCAGAGGACGAUGGCGCCGCGAAGGCCAAAUAAUGGGGGAAGAGAGAGGAAAACUACUUGAUUGAUUAUACAUGAAGAGAGAAAACACAGAGUUCUUUGCUCAUCCUUGUCCGACAUGGUUGGGUUCAAGCGAUAGAGAUAUUUGAGUGAUCACAGUGUGUAGUUUUUAUUCCGAAUUGUAUUUACUUUAUGUUUUAUACGUAAAUAGUCCGGGCAAUUUGCUUGCUGUACA